AUGAGGCGUUUCAUCCUCAUCUUGCUUCAAGGAGUAUCUUUCACGAUUGGCACGUCAAAAGAUUACGCACCCCACCAUGUCAAAUGCACAGCCCAAUUUGUUCGACCAGCUACCAAACUCUCAGAAGCGGAGCUCAAGUACAUCGAGGGUCGUCAAGCCGUUGUCAAGGAAGCCCUCAAAGAGUACCUCAGUGAAACUGGCUUUGAUGAUUUUGACGUCCCUGGACUCUUCGCCAAGACUGGUGGUAUUCCCAACGUUGCCGUCGCCUUAAGUGGUGGAAGUCUGCGUGCCAUGACAUUUGGUGGUGCAGUAGUUCGUGCCUUGGACAGCAGGACGGUGGUUGGCACAGGCACCAGCACCCUGGGUGGCCUCUUGCAGGGCUCAACCUACAUCACUGGGCUUUCUGGGGGCUCCUGGCUGGUUGCUUCGAUGGUAGCAAACGAUUGGCCGACUGUCGACACGCUCAAAGACAAAUUCUGGUCGAUCCAGGAUGUCGGCAAGCCACCUCCUGGUAACUGGAAAGCGACUUACAGGUACUAUAAGGACAUCUUUUCCUCUAUUCAAACCAAGAUGGAAGCCGGAUUUCGAGUGACCAUGACGGAUCUCUGGGGCCGAAUCUUGUCGUACCAUGUCUUGGACCGAGCAACGGGCAUGACAUCCACCCAUUGGAGUCAAGUCGUUGACACGAAUUCUUUCAAAAACUUUCUGAUGCCCUACCCGAUCCUUCUCUCCGUCUUUCGUCCACAAGGUCAAGAUAUUGUUCCACUUGACGCUCCAGUUUUCGAGAUGACUCCACAUGAGACUGGUUCAUGGGAUGCGCCAUUUCAAGCAUUCACGCCCACCAGAUUUCUUGGAACUCAGCCAGAGAACGGUGCUGUAGUUCAUGAGCAAGAUUGUAUCGAGGGUUACGACAACAUUGGGUUCAUGAUUGGAACCAGUGCAUCACUAUUUUGUGCCAUCAUUCGACGCGGGAUUGAGAGUGGCUUCUUGUCCAAAAUCCUAGCCAGUGCUACACAUCUCCUUCAAACAGUUCUAGACAAGGAUGACAUGGAUGUUGCUCGCUUCCCAAACCCGUUCCAAGGUCUGUUAAGUUUGCCGCCAAAAAUCAAGCAAGAUCCUGAUUUGACCCUUGUUGAUGGAGGCUUGGCCGGUCAAAACAUCCCUCUCUGGCCUCUGUUGCAGCCUGAACGCAAAGUAGACAUCAUUCUGGCUAGUGAUGCUACAUCAGACGACAAAGAUAACUGGCCCAAUGGUGAAGCACUGAUUGCAACCUAUCAGCGAGCCACAGACAAAAAGUACACGCAUCGCAAGCCCAUUCCUAUGGCAGUCAUCCCAGAUCAAGAGACUUUUGUCAAGCAUGGCUUGCACAAGACCGUCACCUUCUUUGGCUGUGAAGCGAAGGAUAGUACUAUGCCAAAUGAACACACUCCACUCAUCGUCUACAUCCCCAACAACGCACAUCAAUUCAUGAGCAAUUAUUCUACGUUUGACCUGAUGUAUUCUGAGGAGAAUAUCAAGUCGACGUUUGCUAAUGGUCUCGCCAUUGCGACAUUUGAUGAAUCAGCCGAGUUUCGCAUUGCCAUGAGCUGUGCGAUCAUGAAGCGAAGCCUUGAGCGAACAGGCAUGAAGCUCGAAGUAUGCGAGACUUACUUCGAAAAGUAUUGCUGGUCGAAGCCAUCUUCAAAAUGA
This is a messenger RNA of Protomyces lactucae-debilis, 1689 nucleotides long. RefSeq names its product lysophospholipase. The record is from RefSeq and is a predicted model, not a curated record. Gene Ontology annotation, biological process: glycerophospholipid catabolic process. NCBI's taxonomy places the organism in Eukaryota, Fungi, Ascomycota, Taphrinomycetes, Taphrinales, Protomycetaceae. Gene Ontology annotation, molecular function: A2-type glycerophospholipase activity. The coding region runs from base 1 to 1689 and encodes 562 amino acids. The transcript has a single exon. Gene Ontology annotation, cellular component: cytosol.